Molecule: messenger RNA, 6711 nt
Organism: Condylura cristata (star-nosed mole)
Lineage: Eukaryota; Metazoa; Chordata; Mammalia; Eulipotyphla; Talpidae
Product: gamma-aminobutyric acid receptor subunit beta-2
Exons: 6
Coding region: 14-1186 (390 amino acids)
Biological process (GO): signal transduction; chemical synaptic transmission; regulation of membrane potential
Cellular component (GO): membrane; synapse; neuron projection
Molecular function (GO): extracellular ligand-gated monoatomic ion channel activity; neurotransmitter receptor activity; GABA-A receptor activity
Source: RefSeq, a predicted model, not a curated record
UUAUACCUUGACAAUGUACUUUCAGCAAGCAUGGAGGGAUAAGCGGCUGUCCUAUAACGUAAUACCUUUAAACCUGACUCUGGACAAUCGAGUGGCAGACCAGCUCUGGGUGCCAGAUACCUACUUUCUGAAUGACAAGAAGUCUUUCGUGCACGGGGUGACGGUCAAGAACCGCAUGAUCCGCCUGCAUCCGGAUGGGACAGUCCUGUAUGGCCUCAGAAUCACAACCACAGCUGCUUGCAUGAUGGACCUAAGGCGGUACCCACUGGAUGAACAGAACUGCACCUUGGAAAUCGAAAGCUAUGGAUACACCACUGAUGACAUUGAGUUUUAUUGGCGUGGGGAUGAUAAUGCCGUCACAGGAGUAACAAAGAUUGAGCUUCCACAGUUCUCUAUCGUAGAUUACAAACUCAUCACAAAGAAGGUUGUUUUCUCCACAGGUUCCUAUCCCAGGUUGUCCCUCAGCUUUAAACUGAAGAGAAACAUUGGUUACUUUAUCCUGCAAACGUAUAUGCCUUCUAUCCUCAUCACUAUCCUCUCCUGGGUCUCCUUCUGGAUUAAUUAUGAUGCUUCAGCUGCAAGAGUGGCAUUAGGAAUCACAACUGUGCUCACAAUGACCACUAUCAACACCCAUCUCCGGGAGACACUCCCAAAAAUUCCCUAUGUGAAGGCCAUUGAUAUGUACCUGAUGGGGUGCUUUGUCUUUGUUUUCAUGGCCCUUCUGGAAUAUGCUUUGGUCAACUACAUCUUCUUUGGAAGGGGACCCCAACGCCAAAAGAAAGCAGCUGAGAAGGCUGCAAGUGUCAACAAUGAGAAGAUGCGCUUGGAUGUCAACAAGAUGGACCCUCACGAGAACAUCUUGCUGAGCACUCUGGAGAUAAAGAAUGAGAUGGCCACUUCAGAGGCGGUAAUGGGGCUUGGUGACCCCAGGAGCACCAUGCUAGCCUACGAUGCCUCCAGCAUCCAGUACCGGAAAGCUGGGCUGCCCAGGCAUAGUUUCGGCCGAAACGCCCUGGAACGACACAUGGCACAGAAGAAAAGCCGCCUGCGGAGACGCGCCUCCCAACUGAAAAUCACCAUCCCCGACUUGACUGAUGUGAACGCCAUAGACCGGUGGUCCCGCAUAUUCUUCCCGGUGGUUUUUUCCUUCUUCAACAUCGUCUACUGGCUUUACUAUGUGAACUAAAACAUAGCCUCCCCUGGGAAGCAAGGACUGGAUUCCUCCUCAAAUCAGUUGUACAGCCUGAUGUAGGACUUGGGAAACACAUCCAUCCAGGACAAAAGGGAUGCUAAAAUACCUUAGUUGCUGGCCUAUCCUGUGGUCCAUUCCAUACCAUUUGGGUUGCUUCUGCUAAGUAACGAAUACACUCAGGUCCUUGUGGCAUUCCAGUUACCAUGCAAGUGAUUGGUACACACGCAGGCAAGACCGAGUCUGAGCAGAUGUAUGCUUAGUAGGCAGCCUGGGGAAAGAGGGAUUAUUUCAAAGCUAUUCUUAGAAGGCCCAGUAGCAUGAUCAGUUAUUUCACUGAGAAGUGGGCAUGACCAUAUCCUCACCAUCUUCAUUCUCAAGGUCGGCUGCUGUUGAGAUGGCGCUGUGCUUUCAGGGCCCCAGCUGCCAUGCUUGCUGAGACUGCUUAGGGCCCGUCUUAUUACAGUGAGGAAGGCGCAGCAGGAAGAUAAUUCCUACUGGAUUCUAGAAGGUUCACAUGUAGAUCACACAGGACAGGGAGUAUCCAGACAGACUCAGGAAACUAGUUUGACCUGUCUGUUUGCUUGAGCCCAUGACAUCUUCCAUUUUGGCAUUUAGAGAUGGGGAGACUUCUGAGCAUUGUCAUGAAUGGUGGCCAAAGAAGUUUUUCUAGCAAGCUGUUUUCCGGGUGGUUGAAAUAAAGUUAACAACCCAGAGCAGAGUGGGAAAUCCAGAAAGAGCUGUUGUGACACACUUGAACAAGCCAGCAGCAUCACGCUUCUCAGCCCCAUGAAUCUGGUCUCUCCAUACUAUGUGCGUAAGGUAAAAGGAGGAAAAAUGGUUGUUUGGUUUUUUUUUUUUCCCCAACCUCACAAACACACUGAACAUGAUUCCAUAGUUUAACUAAACAAACCCCCCAAGACCUAAUACCAGGAGUUAGCAAAGUUAGAAAUGUGUUUGAUGUUGGCUCCAUUGGAAGGCAUUCCAAUAGACUAAUGCUGGCCACAAAUGACACUAACAAACAGGUUGCUUUUUUUCAGAUGACACCAGCUGUCUCUGCAACCUUUCCCUCUUAAGUUUAUUUCUUAAUUAAUAGGCCAUGUUAAAAGAAGGGUUUGUUCCUUUAUUUAAGGCUUUAAUGGUCUUUUCCAAUUUUUCUUCCUGCAAAAAUUCUGUUUAUAUUCUUGGCUGUCAGAAAAAAGUAAUACUACAGCAAGCUGUAUCGCUUUAUGUGUAAGAAACUUUACCUCUGUCUUUUGCAUAGCAAACAAGACUUCAAAGACGAUGUGCACAAGCAAAGUCCGUUUGUGGAUUUGUUGGGUUAGUUUUCAGGGCUGUGCUGAUUGAUUCCACAGUCUGCCUAAAGAAGGGAAGCAUGGAAAACCAGUGGGACAUAGGAUGGCACAAGGCCACAUUAACAUGAUGACUGUGACAAGCCUCCAUUGUCAUGGCAAACAAUUAUAUGCCUGAUCACCAGGCAGGCAUAAUAUAUGGUUUUUGCUAUAUUUUCAAAUGAUGUCUUCAUGGUUCUAUCAAUACUAAUCAGACAGAUGAAUUCGCAUGUUGGGCAGGAAAGAGAAUAAGCUAAUAUAUUUAUAUUGGCAAAAGGUUCAUAUUUUGAUUUUUUUGCAGUAAAGAACAAGUUGCUCAAUUUUCCUUAAAUUUGAUUACUGAAACUUUUUCUCAGAAGGUGACUUUGCUAUCUAUUAAAACAAAACAAAACACUGCAGAUAGCAUCAUUCACUGGGCUAAGUAAGCAUGGCCAUUAUUUGCCUGUAGAUAAAAAUAUUUUUUUCUUCCCCUGAUGAUUCGGUAGCCUGAAAUAUGAUGGCAUCCUGCUAUUCCAUUACAACCCUUUGUACACAACAACUUCUAAAAUGGUUUAGCACUCAGUUUCCUGAAUUUGUCCCAAUGUGGGAUAGUGUUUUGUUGUUCACCAGCUUAGGAAACUCUGGCCCUUGUGUUAUAUUUUAUAUGCUUGAAUGCCCCUGAAGAGGUGAUCUUUGGGCAGAAUCCAGUUGAGUUUCUACCCAUGAGCUCAGAGUAGAAAUUUUUUCCAUUUCUCCAGGGACGUACUUUCUCCUAGACAAGCAUGUGGGCAUCACACUAAUAAAAGUGCCUUGCCCUUCUCAUCAGGAGGUCAGGUUUCAAUAGAAAACAUCAGGCAAGAGCGUAUCAAUAACUCAGGUGCACAAUUCCCAAAUGCCAUUCUGGAAAGGUCUUUUCUGGAGACAACUCACAGCCCAAUUCUUUAGAAGUGGGCUCUUAUUUGCGAUGAUCAUAAAAGCCAUAAAAAAUCCUUGAUAUUGUCACUUAUGGUUACAACAAAAUUUUCAUGUCCCUGGAAGUCAGUAAUCUAGGACAAAGUGGAGAGAAGCAACUUUAUAGCAUGUAUCUCAAAAGCUUGUGACAUGGGAUUUAUUUCUGUUCUCAGUGAUAAAAAAAAAAUAAGAAAGGUAGAAACAGAUGCGCUAGAUCUAAGUCCAUACAUUGGCAUUUAGUAACCAUCUAGGUAGAAACAGCUCAUUCCUCUGGCCCAGAGAUAUUUGUGGAUAUAGAUUUAUUCUUAUGCUCUGUGUUUACUGUAGUUGAAUUGCAUUGUAGUCAUCACAUUGGGAGAGGGCCUUGGAAGGGUGCUAGAUUAUGUAAGUGACCAGUCAGCUGGAUAGCCCAUGGUUAAACUUAAGGACCCCAAAAGUGUGUUUUGGAAAUUCUGAUAUGAUACUGCUAUCAAUUUAUACAUCUAUAUAGAGUUUUUCUUUUGAUUAUAAAGUAGCCAGAUAGCCAGCAAUUAAGGUGUUUUCUCAUCUUUGUGAAAUUCAUCGGCAAAUUCUGACUCUAAAAUGCACAGUCUAAGUGAAACCUUUGAUCUCAAUAUGUAUAUAUAUAUUGUACAUGACUGCUAGUAGGUAUGAAAUGCAUUCUCAGAAUUGAAAACUCAUGCAACAUAAUCAUGUGUUUGCAUAAGGAAUGUUACAAUUCUUUCUACUGCAAUUUAAUAACAGGGAAAAGACUUAAGCAGUGCCAUCUAGACCUUUUCUCAUUUCUUCAAAAGCAGUGCUAAGUAAAAAAAUAAUAAAAAUGGUUUAUGAACCAAAAGACUUUGCAUUCUAGCAUUAGGAACACUCUCACACACAAAACAAAAUCUGUCAGCUAACAAAAGCACAACACAUAGAGAAAGUUCAGUGGGAUACGUAAUGGGGAAAUAAAUCAUGUUUAUUUCAAGGAAGACCUGCAUUAAAUUGGCAUAUAAGUCAAUUUCCAUUUUCUAUAGGUAACUGUGUUCCAGUUUUAUGAUGAACUUCAUACUCAGCAACAAAAACAGCAGAACAAUCAACAAAAAAACAGGUCUUACAACAUAUCUAAUGUAUAUAUAUGUAUAUAUAUAUAGGUCCAUAAAACAGACAUACAUAUAUAUGCGUUCAUAUGUUGGAAUAUCAAAGGAAUAAGCUAAUAUGUUUUAUUUCCUUCAUUACACCAGUGUAUGAGCCUUUUUAAUUUGGCAACCAACAGAUCAACAUAAUGAAACAAGUAAUACAGGGUACUGAACAUUUCUCUAUCAGCAACUCAAUGCCUACCGUUCUUAUGGACCACCGUGCAGUUUGAUGCCACAUUAGUUACUCUAACUCAGAACAUCAGAAAUUAACUAGUCCUCCCAUUGCUUGUCUCUUGCUCUCUUUUUCAGUGAAACAACAUUGUCUAUUGGUGAUUUAAAAACUAAAAUGUCUUAAGGAAACAGAAAAUUAUAUUUAAAAAAAAAAAUAUCCUAGAAAGAGAAAAAAAAAAAAAAAGCCAAAGCCCACCUCGCUGGUUGGGGCAAAUGGUCUCCAUUGUAGCAGUCAUGCCAUUUGCUAAGUGUACAGUCGAUGUAAUGUGAGCAGCUAUGACUUUCUCCGAGCGUGUGUAAAUACUAAAACAGAUUUCUUAAAUAUUUUUAACUUCUAAUUUGUAUUUUAUGGUAAGGCAAUGUGCUAAUUCUGUUUAUGGCUUACGUUGACGUGUUAUAAUACUAUGUAAAUAGUCAAACAUGCUGUAAAUGAAUACUAAGUAGACACAAAUAAUGGUUUUCAUUUUUUCAUUCUUCAUUUUUAUUUUUUACUACGUACGGUUACUGCAGUGCCCCAGCAGAGUAAUUUAAACACCCUUUUGCAUCAUUGAUUUGGAUCCCAGACAGAAAGGUUUGCUAUCUCACUCACACACACACACACACAUACACACACACACACCCUCACUUGCCUGUUCUCUCACUCCCACCCCUCUAUAGAAGCUCAGUAGUGCUGUGUAACAACUUAUAUAGUCCAUGUCACAACCCAGAUAUGGCCUGAGGAAUGACAGUGUGGGAAAAAAGCAAGAAUGAUCUUGGACAAGAGUUUUUUAUAUGUCAGUUCAAGAAACCACAGGUUGUAAAUUAAAUCUCAGUUUUCAAAGAGUAAAAAUUUACAAUGAUGGCACUACAGGAAAUAAAAAUGCUUGUUAUUCACACUCACUCCAGGAAUUUGCUAGACAUGAUACAUAGUAGAAGACCUUUUUUAAAAAGAAAAAAUGGUAGCAUUUUGUCCUUAGAUAGUAUUAUUCCUUUCAACCAAAGACUCUAGAAUGGGGGUAGGGGGUAGGGUUUGCUUCACACCAAAGGUUUGAAAAUAUUUUACAAAUAUACUAGGGCAGUGUAAAAACUAGUAAGGAAACAACAGAAAGAUAAUUGUGAAUUAUGAUAUAGCCCUGAAGAAACAAUUUUUCAAAAAGCAACAGCACUCUUAAAUAACUUCAUUAUUUGGAAAUUGAAGUGAACCAUUUCUGUAGAUAGAGACGCACAUUUAACAUCAAACUUUAAUUUGCUUUGAGAAGUUUUUGUGUGUGUGGUAAAAUCAAUAUGUUUCAAAGUGAUGAAAAAGAAAACUUGCUGUUGUUUAGUUUUCAAAACCCAGUGUGUCUCUCCUCUCCUGUGUCUAGUGACCAAUGGAUGGCCCCGUGCGUCCUUCUCUCUGAAGCAAGUCAGUGGUCUGAUAAGCUGUACCUCUCCCUUUUACGUUCAAAAUUCGAGUUCAACCAGGGUUCUUUUUAACAUAAUUCAAAGUUGCAAAUGAUUCCAAUUCCAUAACUUUUUAAAAUUUUUAUUUGCAUGGGUGUUUAAAUAGUUCUGUUAUGAAUAUUGUCCCCGCACAGUUCUCAGUUGUCUUUUUCUAAAACGUGAUAUUGGAGUUUCUUCACAAUGUAGUGAUUAUCAGCCUUACUAAUUACCUGGUAGCCUUUCUUAAUAUGCACAUAAUGCACAUUUUCCAAUGGCUAGAAAAUGCAGAUCACAAGUGGAUAUCAUUGCAUCUAUUUUCAUGUCUUUCUAAAAACAGGACUACUAAAAUCUCUGGGAUACACGAGAUAGUAAAAAAAAAUGAGGAUUAUAAAUGAGUAGCACAUAAGAAUUAUUUUCUUGAAUUUAAAAUUAUUACAACCAGUUCCAGCAUGUAAAUAUAUAAUAAUGUUGGCUAGUGUGUAGUUCUUGAAUCAAGAAAUCUAAAUAAAACAUA